AUGGCAGCCUUUUUUCGCUUAAUUGACCCUCACGGGAAUGAAUACCAACACGUACAAGAUCACAGUCUACAACUCGCUCUUAAAGAACUCGAUCAACAAAUAGAGGUCAUUAACCAGCAAGAACGACAACUAGCAUUUCGGAAACAAGCUAUCGAAGACGCACGACAGGAGGUGCUACAGCAAAUUCAACACCGGAAGUUCCGUGAAUAUUUACACGAGCGAGAACAGGAGGCCCGUUUACAGGAAUACUAUCUAGAACAAUUACGGGAACGAAGAGCCUUUGAACAAGUUGUACGUACUAUCGUACAAGGAAGAUUUGAGGAUGACGAAACUCAAAGAAAUAUCCGACGCGAAAAAGAAGCCAGGAGGCUAUUACGAAGGAUUUUGGUGUCAGAUCCCUCCAAUACGCAAUUAAUAGUUCCUAAUGAUUUCCAUCAAUUUUUCAUUAAUCAUCCCGUUGUGGAACGUCUUUAUUCUUCCGAAGAAGACCCAAGCACAACAACACCAGAAAAUACCGAGUAUCCUCAAAGGUCAUUUCCUGAGCCUGUGCAAAAUGAUUCACCCAUUACUAGAGCAUCAAACACUCCUAGCGGAAAGCCAGAGGAAAUUUAUAUUCAAAUUCAACAGCCUAUCAAAGAUGAAGGUCCUCGUGUAGCGGAAAUUCCUUUAUCACAUGAAAAAGCUCCAAAGCGUUCACAGCAGAGCCUUUCCGACGAAGAUUUGACUCGUACCGAGCUUUCAGAACUAAAUGAAUACUUAUUGGGUGCUCAACGUCGUUUAAACAAACGCGGUAAUGCUAGAAAACAUUAUGAUUCUUCUCAAGCAGCUCCUGCUAAUUCUGCGUUUGAGAAGAUGACUCGUGCUGCUUUAAAUCCUGAUCCUGAAGUUAUUGAGCCUGAAGAAACUUCAACCCAAACAAGAAAUCCUUUGGAAACUUUAUUGUCUAGCGGACACUAUUCUAUAGUAAACAGCGAUGAUGAAUCGGGACCUCCUGAAUAUGAACCUACCUCAGCUGUUCCAAUUGAUAAAGAGAAUGCUGGUUCUAAAGCUGAGCAAACUGCUACUUCAGAGGCACAAGACCCUAACAAAAUUCACCCUGAAAACACUACCAGUAUUCCCAAUGAUAUUUCCACUAAAUCAGCAACGAAUGUUAAAGAAGCCGCCCUCUCAAGCAAUCAGCCUAGUGAUGAGAAGAAUAAUACAACUUCCACAAGUCCCGUUUCUCAAAGUUCUGUUCGCCAUAAUGUUACUGUUGAAGAAGUCCCUGAUGAAGACGCAUAA
Molecule: messenger RNA, 1281 nt
Organism: Schizosaccharomyces cryophilus OY26
Lineage: Eukaryota; Fungi; Ascomycota; Schizosaccharomycetes; Schizosaccharomycetales; Schizosaccharomycetaceae
Exons: 2
Coding region: 1-1281 (426 amino acids)
Source: RefSeq, a predicted model, not a curated record